UGAGGAAACAAUAAACCAUCCACUAACCAAUUGGCUGUUGUUCUGCUAUAAUUGGCAGAUGAAUGUACCAAUGCCAGACGUAGCUCGGUUAUAAGGGCUGGUCCUACUGCCGGGCGCAAUAUCUCUCAUCAAGAUGGCGGCGGUGUCCUCGGCAGCGGCACUGCGUGGGGCAGAUUACGAGAACGGGCUUCGUGGUGGGGCUGGCGCGGCCGGAGGAGGACAAGACACUGGGGACGACGAGUCCAUGGGCCGAGGAGGACUAGAUCUCGAUCUGGAGUUGCUGGGUCCGGGCAGAAGAAACCGACGGAUAGCGGGCAGAGUAGCCACAGGGAGGAGAUCCGGGGGACGGGGCAGCACUGGGAGCGGCGGCGCCGGGGGUCUGGAGGAACUAGAGGAUAUAGAGAUGGACGAGGAAGAGCCUGGGGAGCUCCGGGGCGAUCCAGCCAUCGAAGACCCGGAGCUAGAGGCUAUCAAAGCCCGUGUAAGAGAAAUGGAAGAGGAAGCUGAGAAACUGAAAGAGCUGCAGAAUGAGGUAGAGAAACAGAUGAACAUGAGCCCGCCUCCUGGCAAUGCUGGUCCUGUUAUCAUGUCAAUAGAAGAGAAGAUGGAAGCUGAUGCUCGAUCAAUAUAUGUGGGAAAUGUUGAUUAUGGGGCUACAGCAGAAGAACUUGAGGCACAUUUCCAUGGCUGUGGCUCAGUGAACAGAGUAACCAUUCUGUGUGACAAGUUCACUGGUCAUCCAAAAGGGUUUGCCUACAUUGAAUUUUCAGAUAAAGAAUCAGUCCGGACAUCAAUGGCGCUAGAUGAGUCUUUGUUUAGAGGUCGACAGAUAAAAGUGGUUCCCAAAAGGACCAACAGACCUGGUAUAAGCACAACAGACAGAGGCUUUCCACGAGCAAGAUACAGGGCGAGGGCAUCUUCCUAUAGUUCCCGUUCACGGUUCUACAGCGGUUUUCCUUCCAGACCAAGAGGACGCGUGUACAGGGGUCGGGCUCGAGUGACGUCAUGGUAUACUCCUUACUAAAAAUAUAACUUUAGGAAGACCUGAGAGGCAAAAACACAAAAAAAUGAAAAAAGAAGACUGGAAUUUUAAGUUUAUUAAAAUGAGGUCCCCUGUGGGCCAUCCUUUUCUCGUGUGCUCCCAUGUACAUCCUCCAAACACUGUCUCAAGAUUGGUGUGGUAGGCCAGGCUCCUGAUGCUUAAUGUAUGUUGGAAAAGAUAGGUUUGCUGUCCUAAUUUUCAGUGUGCGUGUAUGAGUUGCCCCUGGUUUCCUCAGGAGUGUUUGUUACAUGUGGGGUAUUACCUGACUAUCAAAGAAUGUAUAUUGAUUGGUUCCCAGCCUAGCGUUUUCAGCUGUGGGGAGGGUGGGUCAUGUCUGCUAAACAUCCUGCUGUUUCCUUUUUUUUUUGCGUGUUUUUAUCUUUGCAGGUUUCUUUCUAUGGGAGAAGCUUGUUUCCUGGAGAGACUCCAGCUGCCCCUCACAACAGCCUUUUCUUUAUUUUUAUUCUAGCUCAGAUUCCUGCAUACUGUUGGAAGAGACGAGCUGGGCAUCUUUUGUGUUUUAGACUUAUAUUUUUUUUUAUUUUUUUUUGGUUAAUUUUUUAUUUUAUUUUUUUUAGAUGAAUUUUUUUUAUAGUGGCAGGCAGGGAAAAGGAGAAAAAAUAAAAAAAAAUUGGUAAAAUGAA
Molecule: messenger RNA, 1686 nt
Organism: Pseudophryne corroboree (corroboree frog)
Lineage: Eukaryota; Metazoa; Chordata; Amphibia; Anura; Myobatrachidae
Gene: PABPN1
Product: poly(A) binding protein nuclear 1
Exons: 7
Coding region: 134-1024 (296 amino acids)
Cellular component (GO): nucleus
Molecular function (GO): poly(A) binding
Source: RefSeq, a predicted model, not a curated record